This is a messenger RNA of Colletotrichum lupini, 1722 nucleotides long. RefSeq names its product mucin. The transcript is spliced from 3 exons. The coding region runs from base 1 to 1722 and encodes 573 amino acids. Lineage: Eukaryota; Fungi; Ascomycota; Sordariomycetes; Glomerellales; Glomerellaceae. The record is from RefSeq and is a predicted model, not a curated record.
AUGCACCUCAGCAGAUGCAAUGCAGGUCCCGCUCACAAGCACCACCGCAACACGACGCAACACGACACAGGUGCGUGCAAGUGGAGGAAACACGACGUCUCCCUCCCUCUACUCGUUCCUGCAUUAAGACACUACAUACCCUCCUUGUUUCUCAAUUCCAUUCUUGCCCCCAUCUACAUUCCCGACCACGCCUUUUACUUUAGUUCCCUCGAACGUCUUCACUUUGCCAGUCUUGCUCCGGCCCCUACUCCGCCAUCCACACAUAUCGACAUCUACUUUGAUCGUCCAGACACCGCACCCACACCAAAGACAUUAAAGCAGCGCCGUAAAGAACGUCAAGCCAGACUUGCAUCCGACCAAGUGUCCGACCGUGUCAAGAGACGGCCUUCUCGACGUGCCAACUUCCGCGCCUCGACGAGCUCCUCCGUCUACGUACGGCUGCCCGACAAGAUUCGGAAGAGGCACUUGACUACCGAAGAGCAGAUUGUUGCUUCUCGAAACCGGAGACACGACAUCAUCCUUGACCCGGCUGAUGAGGCCAUCUACAAAGUUCGAAGACGAGCCUCUAGCCUAAUUGUUCAAGACGAGUUGUGGAGUCCGACUCUAUCGGUGAGACCUUCGACGAUGGAGUCUCGGCGGCCGAGCCAAGAUACGAGGAAACAAAUGCCCAAGUCGGAAGAGAAGAAGUCCCCUGAAGCUCAGAAGAAGCGGGACUCCUUUUACGACAGCUUCCGUUGGUUGGAGGAGGAUGACGACCUAGACCUGCGUUUACAUCUCGACGAUUACCACGCCAAUUUGCGAGAGGAUCUACCAGCCAACUCGAAACAGCGCAGGCCGUCGUUUCGUAGGCACCUGUCCAUAUCAAAGAUACCGUUCGGCCGCAACUCGCUCUCCACCAACCGCCCCGGUACGACACCCGCCGGCGCAAGCCAUCCCACGACCCCAUUGUUUUCGAGUUCUCCAGUCAGCCCUCAGACAAGCUCUCCGGGACACGGCCGGCGAAGAUCACGGGCGCUGUCUCUGAUUUCACCAAAGCAUAGUCCCCAGGACACUGUAGCUGCCUUUGAUCCGGAGGCUGCACACUACCAAGAUCCGGAGGCCCGGCUGAAGCUGCGAGUAUAUCUGGCCUCCCCUCAAAAGUUUGACGAAGCCAUCGAGUUCGGGUUUCCUUCAAAAGAAGCCAUGAUCACCACCAAGCCUAGCAAGGACGUCAAGCCAUUGAAACAUCGACAAUCUAGGGCAGCGUUGGUGGACGAGUCAGAAAAUCUCCGCACCUUUCUCGCCGACGAUCGGUCGUCGAUCUUCAGCGAUGAUGGAUCCCUUGAUUCGGAUUCUCCCAAGACACCCCAUACAGUGGAGAUGACGGCGCUUCGGCCGCCGCCCAUCAAGAAUGAUCAGCUUCAUUCACCCAAACCAUCAACGGAAUACGCACGGAUGCCGGCAGAGGCGAGAGAAAUGACACUGCGCAUGACCCUCACCCGACCCGACCUCCGAGCCCACGAAGAUCAAAUGUACGGCUGGCAACAGAAGCCAUUACCGCCCAGGAAAUCCCAAUCGAACGGCCUACGAGACGAAUUUCCGACGUCGACGUACGUCCGAGAUGCGUCGUCAAAGGAGAGCAUAGAACGUCAGUUCGCGGCCAUGGACCAGGAAAACGCUCAGGUCAACGACCGAGGCGUCAUGAAGCGCUUUUGGAAUAAGGUCCGCCGAGGACCGGCAUAG